AAAAUCAUAUGUGUUGUGUGGCCGGCAUCAUCGCACGUUGUUGUUGUUAUUCUUUGAAUUCUUUCUUGUAAAUUAACAUAACUGACUUCUAUUUCGUUUCCUAAAAAGCAGUGGUUCCACAAUGCCAGGCCCCGAACUGCUGUCCACUCAAGGCCUCCGACAAGACGGCCGCAGGCCUAACGAACUGCGAAGAAUACACUGUAAACUCGGUGUAUUUACUCAACCAGAUGGAAGUGCUUACCUGGAGCAAGGAAACACGAAGGUCUUGGCUGCUGUCUAUGGGCCGCAUCAGGCACAAAAAUCAAAAGCAUCAACCGAAGGUGUAGUCGUGAAUUGCCAAUACAGUAUGGCUACAUUUUCUACAGGUGAAAGAAAGAACCGUCCCCGCGGUGACCGCAAGUCCCAGGAGAUGUCACUUCACUUACGGCAAGCUCUCACCGCAGCCAUCAAGACUGAACUGUACCCACGCUCACAGAUAGAUGUUUAUGUGGAAGUUUUACAAGACGACGGCAGCGCCUACUCUGUCUGCGUGAACGCGGCCACCCUAGCUCUGGUGGACGCGGGGAUCCCCCUGCGAGCCUACGUGGUGUCGUGCUCGGCGUCCAUGGCGUGGCGCGACGGACGUCCGGAGCCGCUGGUGGACGCGGCGCGCACGGACCAGGCGUCCGGCGGCUGUCUGCUCACCGUCGCCGCUAUUACUAAUACUGGCAGUAUAGCCCUCCUGGAGAUGUCCCACCGGCUACACAUGGAUUACUUAGACGUGGUACUCAGCAGAGCGAUGCAGGGCUGCAGAGAUAUAGAGGCUGUACUAAAUCAGGCUGUAAGGGACCAUUUAGCGGAAGGCUGGACCAAGCAAGACGUUGUAACAGUUUGAAAAUAAAUAGUUUAUAGUCA
Plutella xylostella (diamondback moth) is the source of this 894-nucleotide messenger RNA. RefSeq names its product exosome complex component Ski6 (gene Ski6). Gene Ontology annotation, biological process: nuclear mRNA surveillance; rRNA catabolic process; U4 snRNA 3'-end processing. Gene Ontology annotation, cellular component: cytoplasmic exosome (RNase complex); nucleolus; nuclear exosome (RNase complex). The record is from RefSeq and is a predicted model, not a curated record. Gene Ontology annotation, molecular function: RNA binding. NCBI's taxonomy places the organism in Eukaryota, Metazoa, Arthropoda, Insecta, Lepidoptera, Plutellidae.